This is a messenger RNA of Frankliniella occidentalis (western flower thrips), 924 nucleotides long. RefSeq names its product agrin-like. Lineage: Eukaryota; Metazoa; Arthropoda; Insecta; Thysanoptera; Thripidae. The transcript has 3 exons. Gene Ontology annotation, molecular function: protein binding. Bases 93 to 668 code for a protein of 191 amino acids. The record is from RefSeq and is a predicted model, not a curated record.
AGCACCGACCCGACAGUCGCGCUCUGGACCCUGGUGCAGCGUCAGCCAGCUCUGUGUGCAGCUCAUAGCCCACGAAGAGACCAACGUACGCUAUGAUCAUGCUGCUCAACGUGGUGCUCGCCUCGGUGAUGGCCGCCACCCUGCCGCUCGCCCUAGCCCACUGUGGGUGCCCGCCCUUUCCCGCCGCCUCCGGGAUGUGCGGCUCGGACCUCGUGACGUACCCCAGCCAGUGCCACCUGCUGAGGUGCGCCACCGUAGUCGGCGUCACCCUGAAGCACCUCGGACCGUGCUCGGUCAACGACACGCUGCAGAAGUGGGAUUCAUGCUCCAAAUACGAACGCCAUUGCCACCGGGUGAGCUGCAGCGAGUGCGGCCCGGAUGACUACUGGUGCGCGGUCAUGUGCGAAUGGAACUGCGACUGCGGCUGCGCCGGAUUCCCGCCGGCGCGAGGCGGCCUGAAUAUCGGCCAGUGGAAGAAGUGCUACGAGAUGCGGUGCCCGGGGGGGUGUAAGACAUUCUGCGAACGAGAGCGAGGGGGUUGGUCGCAGUGUCGUGGGGCGUGCGAGCUCGACCUGCGGAGGUGCCGCUGCGAGUGCUUGCAGGCCCACAACCAGAACACCACCACCACCAACACGGGCGCCACCCAAGACGCCCUAGACGAUUAUUAAAACUCUUUCGAAUUGACCAAUUGUUGGAGGUAGCCCUGCGGCGAGCCGCGUUGCCCGAGUGCCCCUCACGCGCGCGCGCACUCGGUGCACUUUGCAGCGUUGCAACCCGAACGCCAGGCCGGCGUCGACCCAGAGUCCUACUUGACAGCCACGCGGAUGGAAAAAUGGAAAAAUAUUAUUUGUAUAUCAUUUUAAAAUAAAAAUAUAUUUAAGGUAAGACCAUAUCAUUAAACUACAUGAUGAACGAAACUACGCA